Debaryomyces hansenii CBS767 is the source of this 1521-nucleotide messenger RNA. It is a transcript of the gene CDC37, whose product is annotated as Cdc37p. The record is from RefSeq and is a predicted model, not a curated record. Gene Ontology annotation, cellular component: cytoplasm. Gene Ontology annotation, molecular function: heat shock protein binding; protein-folding chaperone binding; protein kinase binding. The coding region runs from base 1 to 1521 and encodes 506 amino acids. Lineage: Eukaryota; Fungi; Ascomycota; Pichiomycetes; Serinales; Debaryomycetaceae. The transcript has a single exon. Gene Ontology annotation, biological process: protein folding; protein stabilization.
AUGCCAAUUGAUUACUCAAAGUGGGACAAGAUUGAAUUGUCUGAUGAUUCAGAUAUAGAAGUACAUCCAAAUGUCGAUAAAAAUUCAUUUAUUAAAUGGAAACAAAGAGAUAUUCAUGAGAAGCGUCAACAGAGAAAUAUUGAAAUCAAAUCCAUAUUAGUUCAAUUAACCAUGUAUGCUAAACUUAACGAAAGAGUUGAUUUCCUUUUAAGUGAUGUAGAUGAAGAGCAAUUGUUAGAUGAUUCGUUGAUUAUGAAGAAAUUGAAUGAUAAGUUCGAUAAGACAGAAAAAUUCGACUAUGAUCUUUUGAAGAAAGAAAAAGGUGAUACAUUACGUAAGGGUCUUAAGGAUUUGUCAUUUAGUGCUGAAGAGAUCGAUAAUACCCCACCAUAUAAUGAAAUGAUUGAAGAUUUAUUUAUUCAGGUUAAAGAGGAUCACCCAGAUGCGGCAAAGGAUGCGGCCAAAUUGACGCAGUACUUGAAAGAACAUAGAGCUAAGAUCGAUGAUGUAUUGUCUAGACAAGCUAUCAAAUUGGAUGAUCUUUUGUAUCAGAAAUCAAUGUUAAUUAGUAGUGAUGACAUUCACACUGGGUUUGACAAAUCCUUCUUGAAUAAAGAAAAGGAGGACGAUCAACCGGCACCACCGGCGCCUGCUUCACAAAAGAAAACUGUUACAACUACUGAGACUAUAAAUAAUGCUUCUAAUGUGUCACCGGCUUCGAAAGAACCCAAGUCAGAUAAAGAUGUGUUAGACGAGUUAACAUUAAAUCCAUCUACCGCUGAAUUUGGCAAGAUUUCAAGUACUAAUAUCGACGAGAGCGCCAAUUAUUUAAUAAGACAUACUCAUAUUUGUAAUGAACAACAAAAGGAUGCUUUGAUUAUGACUGCAUUUGAUCAUCAGUUACAAGGAGAUACUGAUGCUGCUCGUCAAGUUAUCCAUCAAUCAUUAUUAUUGCAAUAUGUCGCCCAGUUGGCCGGUGUCAAGCCAAAUAAAGAUCUGAUUAUCAAGGCAGUAAAAUUAUUCUGCUCUAAAAUUAAUGAUAAAUCUUCUCCAGCUAGAAUGGGAUUUUCUCAGGAUGUUACCAAUACAUUCAACCACAUUAAAUCAAGAUGUGAAAUAAUUAAGCAAGAACAGGGCACGGAAAACAAUGAUAACGAAGAAGAAGCAUUGAUUCAAUUAAAGGCGCUUGAUGAUAAAACUGAAUUACUGGUUAAUAUUCCCCAAGAAGGAUCACCAGAAUUCCAAAUUUUCUCGACGAAAUUAUCUAAAGAAAUGCAAGAUGCCGUGAAGACCGAAUCCUUAGAUGCGGUUAAUAAUGUGUUUGCCAAACUAAAAGUUGAAGAAGCCGAGAAUAUAUUAGAAAUAUUUAACGAAUGCGGAGUUAUUGGCAUAAAUGGGUACAUAGAAGAUGAAAAUGAAUUUAAGGAAUUGCAAAAACAAUAUAAUGAAGGUAUGGAUUUAGAAGCUGAAAAAUUAGAAGAAAUCCAUGAAGAGCUAAAUACUGAGGAUACCGUUGAUUAA